Molecule: messenger RNA, 979 nt
Organism: Heterobasidion irregulare TC 32-1
Lineage: Eukaryota; Fungi; Basidiomycota; Agaricomycetes; Russulales; Bondarzewiaceae
Product: mitochondrial carrier protein
Exons: 7
Coding region: 47-886 (279 amino acids)
Biological process (GO): transmembrane transport
Cellular component (GO): mitochondrial inner membrane
Molecular function (GO): S-adenosyl-L-methionine transmembrane transporter activity
Source: RefSeq, a predicted model, not a curated record
GCGGAAUACGGAGUAGGAGCAGGUCUCGGUAGAGUCCUUGCAGAAUAUGAGUCAAACAUCACCGACUUUUACCCAGUCUCUCAUUGCUGGAGGCCUUGCAGGUACAUCUGUGGAUCUUCUAUUCUACCCUAUAGACUCUGUCAAGACUCGCCUGCAGUCUGCUCAGGGAUUUGUAAAAGCUGGUGGAUUCAAUGGAAUAUACAGAGGCGUGGGUAGUGUGAUUGUAGGAAGUGCUCCUGGCGCUGCCGCAUUCUUUUGCACCUAUGAUACCCUGAAGCGCACACUUCCUAUCCCAGAGCACCUGGCUCCUGUGAACCAUAUGAUUUCUGCAUCUGUGGGUGAAAUUACGGCCUGCCUGAUCCGCGUUCCAACGGAAGUCAUCAAGACACGAUCACAAACUUCGACAUAUGGUGCUCUUGCCGACUCCUCGCUUGCCGCCGCUAGACUAUUAUGGAGAACGGAGGGUUUAAAAGGUUUCUAUAGAGGCUUCGGUAUUACCGUGAUGCGCGAGAUUCCAUUUACGUCUCUGCAAUUUCCGCUGUAUGAGCUGUUCAAGAGUCGUCUUUCUCGCUUACUCUACGAUAAGCCUGCAUCCCUACAUGCAUAUGAGGCUGCGCUCUGUGGGAGCGCAGCAGGCGGCAUUGCGGCGGCUUUGACUACUCCACUUGAUGUUCUCAAAACUCGAGUAAUGCUCGAUCUUCGAGAUCCAUCCCACCCGUCGUAUCCCUCUCCUUUGACACGAAUUCGACAGCUAUACGCCGCUGAAGGUCUCCGGGCACUGUUUGCAGGAGCUGUUCCACGAACAAUGUGGAUCUCUGCAGGCGGUGCAGUAUUUCUGGGUAUGUAUGAGUGGACUACAGGCCUUCUUGCAUCCACUGAAGCAUGACACAUCCGCGGAGUCCCUUUUGUGCUUGCCGUCGUGUCAUGAUUCACGUAGACUCCCACUGCAAAGGCUAUACGACUUUUCACUGUGGAGCAC